AUGUAUAAUAGUAAAAGAUCAGUGAAGAUUCUUUUAGUCUACAACAAUUUCUAUCAAAUUCUUCAAAAUGUAAGCAGACCUUUGUUGAAGAUAACUCACCGAAGUAACAUUAAUAAAGAGAGUGUAAAUAGUUAAUUUAAUGAAAAUCCUAUAAAGAACCAAUCAAAAACUUUCAAAUUAUGCUACCCGUUUGGAUCAUAGUAAAAUCAGCCGCAAGAGUAGGAUUUAAAAUAAUGAUAUCUAUAAUCCUUUAUGAAAAAUCACUAUAUGGACCUUCGAGAAGUAUUAAGCAAACGUAUCAUUCAUAACCAGUUAUUUUCUUUGAAAGUAAACAUGCUCAUAAAUAAGAAUAGAGAGCAGACAUUUGGACAUUUACAAAUUUACAGAAUGAUGAUUAUUAUUGA
Paramecium octaurelia is the source of this 404-nucleotide messenger RNA. The record is from the annotation of a GenBank genome assembly. Lineage: Eukaryota; Ciliophora; Oligohymenophorea; Peniculida; Parameciidae.